Molecule: messenger RNA, 667 nt
Organism: Anopheles aquasalis
Lineage: Eukaryota; Metazoa; Arthropoda; Insecta; Diptera; Culicidae
Source: RefSeq, a predicted model, not a curated record
UUGAUCUCGCUGAAAACAACAAUCCGUGCCAUUUAGUGAUAAUGAAUUUAGAAAAUUUCUUCAUUUACGUUCGAAAUCUCUCCCCGUUUUAUAUCUUCAGUAUGGUGAUGUCAAUAUUUGCCGUGCUGCUCACGGCUUACUUCGGUUUGACUGGCUGCAGCGCUACGCUCGAUGAAACGGAAGCUUCCGUUGUGGGGGCGCGCCGGAAUACGAAAUCCAAAACUAAAGUAAUUUGGCCCAAGGGCAACCACGGAUCUGUGCGUCAUGAAACGCUGAUGCUUACCGAUUAUGCUCCACAGGAAAACAUCACCUCCGCCCGAGACUCAGCGGAACUGGAUGAGCCGGCCACUAUUAGCGACAGCGAUGACGAUAGUUCGGAGUGUAGCAAAGAGCGAUUGCCCAUCGAAACGUUGGGCCAGUUGAAAUCAGCAAAGCUGAAAUCGAUCGAAAAUUCUCUUACUGAUGAGCAGCGAAAGGCAGAGAAAGAAAUCGAACGUGCGCAGCUGGCCGCAAUAUUCGAACUGCUGAAACAACAAGCGGACAGUUCCAAUCUGGACGAGGAUGAUCUGAAAGAGCAACUUAGUCUGUAUCGAUAAAACUCACAUUCUUCACCAAAACGUCUUGAGUUCGAAGUAGAAUUUCUAGUCCAUUUUAGGAAGGUUUAGCU